Molecule: messenger RNA, 1086 nt
Organism: Cyclocybe aegerita
Lineage: Eukaryota; Fungi; Basidiomycota; Agaricomycetes; Agaricales; Hemipholiotaceae
Source: the annotation of a GenBank genome assembly
AUGAAGCGUGGUUUCCUCAACAACCCCAAGGCUAAGAACGCGCACAACUCGCCGUCCUCGAAGAAGGGCAUUGCGGCUGUAGUAUUAGAAGGAUCCAAGGUGCCAAUGCUGCCUUACGGGAAAGUAAAAGACCCAGGAGUCCCGGAGGACUACAAAUGCGAAGCCACCAUGCGACCCCGUGGAAUCAACCUGCCGAUCCCGAUGGUCAUAGCGAAUGGGUCUCCCAUCCCGAAACCUCGUCAUCCGAACAUUUGCGUGGUCAAGCCGGUACCCGGCGCAGGCUUGGGUGUGUUCACGACAUGCGACGUCCAGGUCGGCGAGCUAAUCUUUUCCGAGCGGCCGUUGCUCGUCGCACCUUGUGGCCUGUCCCCACCGCUGGAAGAUAUUCCGGACCACUACUCCUCUCAACAGAUUCAGCAAAUCAUCAUGUUUGAGCGUGAGGAGCUCCUGCAGCACGCCGUCGGUCGCAUGUCGGAUGAACAGCGGGCAGCAUUUAUGUCACUCGCCAAUGCGCAUAUGGAAGAUGGGAGCGGCCCGAUCCUCGGGAUUAUAAGGACAAACGCCUUCAGCAUUAGCAAUGUGGGAGAUGGGCCCGACCCGCCUCCCGGCAGACGCUAUCCACCCGAAGCGAGUUACUCUGCUGUCUGCGAACUCGGGUCUCGCAUCAAUCACAGGUAUAGACUUGCAUGCCGAACGUUGCUGUCGCAUUCAAACGCUCCUCCUGUUCAAUGCAAUUCAGCGCGACCCGAGACAUCAAGGCGGGCGAGCAGCUGCAAGUGCCCCGCUUGCUUGAAUGCGACAUCUGCCACAGACAGGCUACGUAUCGAAUUUCCGGACAAGGUCACCAAUCUCGUCAACCAGGCUGGGGUCUGGCUUCAAAGCCUUCAUCAAGAGAGCGACUUCCUCGACUCAGUGCUGCAAUACGAAAAGAAAGUGAUUGCAGAAGGCCUCCAUUCUCAACAUUUGUACCAGUACAUCUUUCGCAUCAUCGAUAAAAUGUACCGCAAAUUAGGAAUGCACGACAAGGCUAAACCCUACGCCGAUCUCGAGCACCGUUGGAGUUCUAUGGCAAGUGACCAGGAUUGA